This is a messenger RNA of Penicillium chermesinum, 759 nucleotides long. RefSeq names its product SDR family oxidoreductase. Bases 1 to 759 code for a protein of 252 amino acids. NCBI's taxonomy places the organism in Eukaryota, Fungi, Ascomycota, Eurotiomycetes, Eurotiales, Aspergillaceae. Gene Ontology annotation, molecular function: oxidoreductase activity, acting on NAD(P)H, oxygen as acceptor. Gene Ontology annotation, cellular component: intracellular anatomical structure. The transcript is spliced from 4 exons. The record is from RefSeq and is a predicted model, not a curated record.
AUGGCCAAAACAAUCAUCGUGACAGGAGCAUCUCGAGGCCUUGGGCACGCCAUCGCCAAGUACCUGCUGUCAGCACCCCAGUCGCACAAUGUGGUUGUGCUGGCCCGCAGUGUCGAGCCUCUGCAAAAGCUGAAGGACGAGUACAAGGGCCAAGUAGAGGUUGUACACGGAGAUCUGUCGGACUUUUCUCUCGCUCAAAAAGCCGUCGAUGCGGCCAUUAAAUCAUUCGGCCGGCUCGACGGAUUGGUCCUCAACCACGGUGUCCUAGGUCAAACUGGCAAGGUUGCUGAGACUGAUGUCGAGAACUGGCGUUCCGCUUUUGACAUCAAUUUCUUCAGCUUGGUGGCUUUUGCCACUGCGGCACUCCCAGCUCUCCGCAGCUCCAAGGGAAACAUCGUCUUCGUCUCCUCUGGUGCGGCAGUGAAGAAGUACCGCGGUUGGGGUAUCUACGCGGCCAGCAAAGCUGCUUUGAACAACCUCGCCCAGACCAUCGGAUGUGAAGAACCAGAUGUUACAUCCUUAGCAAUUCAACCUGGAAUGGUUGACACCGAGAUGCAGCGAGACCUACGAGAGAUGCGGGGCACUACCUUGGAUGCCGAGAUGCACUCGAAAUUUACCGGAGCUCACGAGGGCGGCUUGUUGCUCAAACCUGAGCAGCCAGGCAACGUGAUCUCCAAGCUUGCUCUGAAUGCACCCAAAGAGCUUACCGGCAGCUUCCUAGCAUGGAACGACGAGGCUCUCAAGGAUUUCCAGGAGUAG